AUGGCCAUCAACGUCGAUUCAUUGACGGAAAGAUUCGAAUCGCAGACUCUAGAUCAGGACGAGGUGGUGAACUUCAAAGGAGCUGGGAAGAAACUCGACAACAGAGAGGACAUCGAGCCAGUCUGUCAGGCUCUAGCGGAAAAGCCCGAUGUCACGAUUUUCUGUCUCCAGGGCAACACCCUCGGCUCCGAUGCGGCGAAGUGUCUCGGUGAUUCGUUAUCAAAGUGUCCGAAACUCCAGCGGUUGCAAUGCGAGGACAUUUUCACGGGUCGCAUGAAGACAGACAUUCCUGUUUCCUUGGGACAUUUCUCGACGGGACUCAUAUCAUCCGGAUGUCAGCUCGUGGAGCUCGACUUCUCGGGAAACGCGUUCGGUGAGCUUGCCAUCAACGCUCUGUACAGCCUUCUGACGGCGUCAACGUGUUUCUCCCUCAGAGAGCUACGGCUUCACAACACGGGUCUGGGACCCUCGGGCGGUGUGAGAUUAGCCCAAGCUCUCCUGGAAUGUCUAGAGAAAUCUGAGGGAGCCUUCAGGCUCGAAACGUUCGUGUGCGGUCGCUCGCGACUCGAGAACGAGGGCGCCAAAGCGCUGGCCAAGUUCUUCGCCAACUCACCGGAUCUCAAGGAACUCAUCAUCCCACAGAACGGAAUCUUCAAGGAGGGUCUCACAGCGAUAGGCGAAGCGCUCACAAACUGUCCCGAAAUUCUCGCACUCAACGUCAACGAUAACAUCUUGAGUGCGCACGGAGCGGAAAUGAUCAAAACCUAUCUCGCUCAGUUGACCUCUUUACGGUAUUUGAAUGUCGGAGACUGCGUUCUGAGAUCGAAGGGAGCCGAGCACCUAGCGGAAGCGAUUCAAGAGCUCCACGAUUUGCGAGAAUUGCAUCUCGGUCAUAACGAGAUAGAGAUCGACGCCGGGCUGAAGAUUGUUGAAGCUGUAGCCAACAAAGCGAACCUCAGCGUUCUCGAACUCGACGGAAACUGCUUCGGAAAACAAGGUAUCGCACUGAUUGAGGACCGAAUGGAGAAACUCGGUCUCAUCGAGGCCCUGUGUGCUUUCAGCGAAGACGAGGAUGAAGCGGACGAGGACGAGGAUGACGAUGGUGACGGUUCCACUUUUGAGAGUUUCGCCGCCAGCCCGACAUUGGAAUCGCUCUUACAACUUCAGAAUCCCCGGGAGCAGUCCCAGGCGUACUUGGAGAACUUCCAGUGCCUGAGUCACGCAGGUUUCCUGAGGAUCCUUGUUAAAAUCGCAUCCGCCUGCGAUGGGUCUGAAGAAGCGGUAGAGAAGGCGACUGAAUGCGCAGCACCUGUCAUGGAGAAAAUCGCCCAACUGAAAUACGAACCGAACGCGCUCGUGAACGAGUUCGCAGUCCACUACGGUUUCGUCAAAGACGAGGAAAGGAGUGUCAGGACCUUGAAGGAUAUCACGGGGCUCUUACUGAUCACCGCGAGCUUCCUCAAUCGUCUCCCCGUGGAGGUUUCGAGCGCACUGAAAACCUUCGUGUUGAACAUGGACGCCACUAAAUGCUCGAAGACUCAUAUCAAGAAGGUACUGUCGCUCUACGAAAGCUUCUGAAUGAAUCCAUGAGAUCUCAAUAAGGGAUUCCCAACGCUCAAGUUUGAUGUGAUUCGGCUUUACAACCCUCUCGGAACAUCAGACAUCCCAUUGAUCAUCCCGUUUCACCGUGCCCCGAACUUGGCUUUUGCAUGGAGCUACGUCUGUAGAGGAAUGUCGAUUGCGAGAAUCGUUCCCAACUGGAUAGUAUUUUACAUCGAAGAAGUUGUAUUUUUCUCACUCGUGAUGAUUUGAACAUGUAAAUGUAAAGUAAAAUUAAUGAUCUAUUGAAAUGUAUUCG
Messenger RNA from Galendromus occidentalis (western predatory mite), 1858 nucleotides. RefSeq names its product Ran GTPase activating protein (gene RanGAP). The transcript has a single exon. Gene Ontology annotation, biological process: signal transduction; activation of GTPase activity; nucleocytoplasmic transport. Gene Ontology annotation, cellular component: cytosol; nucleus; perinuclear region of cytoplasm. The record is from RefSeq and is a predicted model, not a curated record. Lineage: Eukaryota; Metazoa; Arthropoda; Arachnida; Mesostigmata; Phytoseiidae. Gene Ontology annotation, molecular function: small GTPase binding; GTPase activator activity. The coding region runs from base 1 to 1578 and encodes 525 amino acids.